AUGCCCACCGCAACAGCCCGCGUCGGCGACACCGUCAUCGCCUCCUCCUCGACCUACCACACCGUCGAAGGGAACGUGUACUUUCCCCCGUCGUCGCUCUCCGUGCCCGUGGCCACGUCGGCCACGCACUCGACGUGUCCCUGGAAAGGGCGGGCGAGUUACUACGACGUCACGGUGGGGGGACAGACAAUCAGGGACGCCGCGUGGUAUUAUCCCGCGCCCAAGGACAAGGCCGCGCAUAUCAAGGAUCAUGUCGCGUUUUGUAAGUUCUUUUUCAUACCCUAUGCCAUUUUGUACCUGGACACCCAGCCGGCGUCGUUGGUUGAUACGAACAAGGUCAACGUCUCCGUGGCUUAG
This is a messenger RNA of Fonsecaea nubica, 357 nucleotides long. RefSeq lists its product as hypothetical. NCBI's taxonomy places the organism in Eukaryota, Fungi, Ascomycota, Eurotiomycetes, Chaetothyriales, Herpotrichiellaceae. The transcript is spliced from 2 exons. The coding region runs from base 1 to 357 and encodes 118 amino acids. The record is from RefSeq and is a predicted model, not a curated record.